Messenger RNA from Papilio xuthus (Asian swallowtail), 2298 nucleotides. It is a transcript of the gene Ns3, whose product is annotated as nucleostemin 3. Gene Ontology annotation, biological process: ribosomal subunit export from nucleus. Gene Ontology annotation, cellular component: cytosol. NCBI's taxonomy places the organism in Eukaryota, Metazoa, Arthropoda, Insecta, Lepidoptera, Papilionidae. Bases 118 to 2040 code for a protein of 640 amino acids. The transcript is spliced from 10 exons. The record is from RefSeq and is a predicted model, not a curated record. Gene Ontology annotation, molecular function: GTP binding; GTPase activity.
UGUCAGGUGGCAAAGCAUGUAUGUCGUUUAUUUGUAUAUCUUUCUUAUUUAAAUAUUAUUUAAAAUAUACGUAAAAUUUAUACAUCUUCUCCUAAAAUUUAAUUAUCUUAUGUUGAAAUGGGUAAGAAGAACAAAGAUUCUCUGGGACGGGCACUUAUAAAAGACAGAUUUUCAAAAAAUCGUCAUCGCCGACAUGUGGAAGACAACACAAUGCUGCAUACUACAGAAGUAAAUGAUGGAUAUGAAUGGGGUCGGUUAAACCUGCAGUCAGUGACAGCGGAGUCAUCACUACAAGAGUUUCUCUCCACUGCUGAGCUAGCACAAAGGGAAUUCAUUGCAGAGAAACUUAAUGUGAAAUAUGUUAAGUCAGCACCUGCUGCCGUCGAACUUGUCACUUCACAACCUAAUUUUGAUGAACCAUUGACAGUACCAAGAAGGCCUCCAUGGAACCCAAGUAUAACAGCUGAAGAACAGAUUGGCCGUGAAAGAGAUGCAUUUUUAGACUGGAGAAGGCAUCUCAAUGAACUGCAAGAGAAGCUUGGAGCUGCUGUCACUCCGUAUGAAAGGAAUUUGGAGUUGUGGAAACAGUUGUGGAGGACUUUAGAGAAAUCAGAUAUAGUUAUGAUACUUUUGGAUGCAAGAAACCCUUUGUUGUUCAGAUGUAUGGACUUGGAAAAGUAUGCAGCUGAACAAAAAUGUAAAUGUAUACUUUUACUGAACAAGGCUGAUCUGACAACAGAGUAUGUGAGGAAAUGUUGGGCAGAGUACUUUGGAAAAGAGGGUGUAUCAGUGAUAUUUUUCUCAGCUGCGAAAGCAUCGAAAGAAAGAAAAAUAUCCGAAGAAGAUGAACCGAAUAAAAAAAGACAAAGUAUAAGUGAAGAUAAUUCAGGCACGGAAACAGAAUCUGAUGAUGAUUCCGCUAUAAAUUCCGAAGUUGAUGAAGUAAAUCCUUUGAAAGAAACAGAAGAUGAUAUUGAAAUAUUUAAAAAGCAGUUAGGAAUAAUAGAUGAAGCGGUUACAAAUACAGCAUCGAAGUUAAAUAGAAUUCAAGAAACUUUAGACAAAGUAUUAGAAAAUUUGAAAUUAGGUAAACCUAUCGAAUUUCAAGAAGAAAAACAAACUGUAAACGCAAAUGAAACAAAUAGUAAUACAGAUGAAAUACAAAUGCAGAAUUCUCAUGAGAUAUUUGAUAGAGAAAAACUAUUGGAUGUUUUAAGGAGACUGAAAACAAGAAAUUUGAAAAAUCCUCCGAGAUUGACAGUUGGUAUGAUUGGUUACCCAAAUGUUGGAAAAUCAAGUUCCGUUAAUGUUUUGAUGCAAACUAAAAAGGUGAGCGUAAGUUCAAUGCCGGGUCACACGCGACACAUACAAUCCCUAAUGCUGGAGGAGGACAUAGAACUGCUGGACUGUCCCGGUCUAGUGUUGCCAGCUUACGCGGUCGCGCCAGACUUACUGUUGACAGCCGUCUUGCCCAUUGAUCAGAUGCGUUCUCACGACGCGGCGAUGGCUCGUCUGUGCGAGCUGGUGGGACGACACACCUUUGAGGAGAAGUAUGGUUUGCUGCUGCCCGACCAACAGGAGGGAGAGGGCAACGAGUACAAGAAGAUACUCACGGCACAUGCUUUCAACCGUGGCUUCAUGUCUGCGGCGGGUCAGCCUGACGUGAGCAGGUCUGCGCGGCUGUUCCUGAAGGAGGCUGCGAGCGGCCGCCUGCACUGGGAGCAGCUGCCCCCGGGGUACCAGCCAGCACCUCUCAACUACAGGAUACAAGAGAAGAGGAACGAGACUAGAAAACCCACGCCCCGGGAGACCAGGAUGGUUGAAGGUUGGCGGAACACAUCCGCGGAGAUUGAUAGUGCAUUUUUCGCUAUGAAAAAAAGUACGUCGCAUGUCAAAGGAAAACCUAUUUUAGGGAUAACAGGUGGUCAGUCUGCAGACAAGCCAGUUGUCGGCAAACCCUGGAAACAAGAGAAAAAACACGCUAAUAAGAACAAGAGAGAGAAACUAAGAAGAGUCUAUGCCCAUUUGGAUGAACAUUAAACUAUAACUGAAGAAGAAAUUUAAAUCAAAGAUGUAGCGAGAAAAAAAUUAGAUUUGUAUGAGAAGAAAAGAGAAGAUAAGAAAGAGAACUUUAUUUCAUCAGAGAAACGGUCACGACCUUUUUAAUAUUUCUUAAAUUCUCUGUCAAAUUAGUAUAAAUGUAGGUCUAUUUAAAAAUGUUGCUAUACUUUUUCUUCAUCAUAUUACUGUAAUACCUAACUUUCCUAUAUGCAUUUGUUUGUAAAUAUUUUUGGUAUA